GUGGAUUGUGUUUGGAGUAGGCCAUUUUGAGUUGAGUCGAACCAAAUGUAUUUAUGUGUUCUUAUUCUUGAUUUAAGCUUGCUAUUUUGUGUGGGUUCUUUGUAUGAGUGUUGAUUUUCCUAACGCUUGGUGCUAGUUGUUGUAUGGAGCAGAGUUUUAUGAAUUUUCCUGCCAAUUUUGAUAGCACAAGUAUAGGUCUUUCUGUGUUCAAUCUAAAUAUUUACUAUAUUGGAGCAUUAGCAAACUUGAACUGAUUUUCUUUAAUCAAGAGUUCCGGACUAGCAUAAUCUUUCAUUUUAUUCAAAAGAGUCAAAAAAUCCAGUUAUAUUUUUUUAAAACAAUUAUUUUUCGUGUUCACAAUAUUUUCAGGAUAAUUUUACAUGUUUUAGUUUCUUCUAUAGCUAAUUGGACAUGUAAUUAUUAGGAGUUAUGAUCUAUCAUUGCAACAUUUUAAGAAGCCCUCAUUAUUUGUUCUUGCAGAGUUCAUGUGCUCAAUUGUGAAAUAACAGCCUAUCACCUGUGAAUACAUGGAUAAAAGAUUCAUCUAUUAUUUAUAGGUGGAAAAACAAGAACCAUUUCAUCUCACGGAGAAGAAAAUGGCAUAAGUAAAGAGUAUACCUUCUUCCAUAUUUGCAAUGAAACCUAAGUAUGGAAGUUAAAAAUUCCUUUUUAUUCUUUUCUUUUACACUACUUUUAAUAACCUUCAUUAUUUAUAUAUUUAUAAUUGAACAUUGCCAACAGAAUGGUGCAAAGGAAGGUGAUAAAGAACAAGAGUGGUUCAACGUUGUCCACGUGCUCUUUUCCAAAUUGAUGAUGGUUUCACAUGUUAUCAAGAGGAAUUUGACUAAAAUCAAUUAGAGGAUGUCCCGGGUAUGCGAGGAGUCUGGACCGCCUGUCACAUGGAUCUUUGUCUGGUGUCUGUCUUUCCUGCAUUCAUGGAAGUUGCAGAAUGUGCGAGACAAUGUAAAUGGUAAGAAGCUGGUUUUAUUUAAUGUUCAGGUAUUUACGUAUUUACAGCUUCUUUUUUGUACUUCAAUUUCUGUAAUUUCAGUCCAAUUGGAGCUCAAUGAAGGUCUAGAAGCUAGUCCCAUGCUGAAACAAGGUGUGAAAAUGGAUGAUGGGAGGAAGAGAUAUGUGCAAGGUUUACAAAUUACGAUCUGUGGAAGGCUAACUCAAGUUAGAGAUCAGGACGAGGUAAAUUUCUCUUGGAUCUCUCUGUGGAUUUGGCUUUCUGGCCUAUAAAAGUUCAAGUUGCAGAGGCCUUCGUUCUACAAAAGCAAAUGAAGGAAGUUUAGAAAUGCGGUGUUCAAUUUAUGUUAAAGUAGCACAAAGGACA
Messenger RNA from Durio zibethinus, 1336 nucleotides. Lineage: Eukaryota; Viridiplantae; Streptophyta; Magnoliopsida; Malvales; Malvaceae. The record is from RefSeq and is a predicted model, not a curated record.